Molecule: messenger RNA, 2496 nt
Organism: Mesoplodon densirostris (Blainville's beaked whale)
Lineage: Eukaryota; Metazoa; Chordata; Mammalia; Artiodactyla; Ziphiidae
Gene: PGS1
Product: phosphatidylglycerophosphate synthase 1
Exons: 10
Coding region: 18-1685 (555 amino acids)
Biological process (GO): cardiolipin biosynthetic process
Cellular component (GO): mitochondrion
Molecular function (GO): CDP-diacylglycerol-glycerol-3-phosphate 3-phosphatidyltransferase activity
Source: RefSeq, a predicted model, not a curated record
GGAAGCGGCGAGACUCCAUGGCGGCUGCGGCUGCGGCGGCGGGGCCCGUGUUCUGGAGGCGGUUGCUGGGCCUCCUCCCUGGCCGCCCCGGGCUGGCCGCUCUCCUGGGGCGCCUGUCCGACCGACUCGGCAGGAACCGGGACCGCCGGCGCAGGAGGCCACCAUGGCUGUUGUUGGCUCCUCUGCUGUCUCCAGCUGUCCCCCAUGUCACCUCGCCUCCUUGCUGCCUGUGUCCGGAGGCCGUGCAUCGCUUCCAGUGGAUCAGAAACCUGGUUCCAGAGUUCGGAGUCUCCAGCUCUCACGUCAGGGUGCUUUCUUCACCUGCAGAGUUUUUUGAGCUCAUGAAGGGGCAGAUAAAAGUAGCCAAGAGGCGGGUCGUGAUGGCGUCCCUCUACCUGGGGACAGGUCCUUUGGAACAGGAACUGGUGGAUUGCUUGGAAAGCACUCUAGAAAAGUCACUCCAGGCGAAGUUUCCUUCCGACCUCAGGGUGUCCAUUCUCUUAGACUUCACGCGGGGCUCAAGAGGAAGGAAGAACUCUCGCACGAUGCUGCUCCCACUCCUGCAGAGGUUUCCAGAACAGGUCCGAGUGUCCCUCUUCCACACGCCUAACCUCCGUGGGCUCUUCCGGCUUCUCAUCCCCGAGCGCUUCAACGAGACCAUCGGCCUGCAGCACAUCAAGGUGUACCUCUUCGACAACAGCGUCAUCCUGAGCGGCGCAAACCUGAGUGACUCCUACUUCACCAACCGGCAGGACCGCUACGUGUUCUUGCAGGACUGUCCUGAGAUUGCGGACUUCUUCACGGAGUUGGUGGACGCGGUGGGGGACGUGUCCCUGCAGUUGCAGGGGGACGACACGGUGCAGGUGGUGGAGGGGAUGGUGCAUCCUUACAAAGGUGACCGGGCUGCGUAUUGCAAGGCAGCCAAUAAGAGGGUUAUGGAUGUGAUCAACUCAGCCAGGACCCGCCAGCAGAUGCUGCAUGCCCAGACCUUCCACAGCAACUCCCUCUUAACCCAGGAAGACGCAGCAGCUGCUGGAGACCGGAGGCCAGCCCCAGACACCUGGAUUUACCCAUUGAUCCAGAUGAAGCCCUUUGAGAUUCAGAUAGAUGAGAUUGUCACUGAGACCCUGCUGACAGAGGCCGAGCGAGGCGCUAAGGUCUACCUCACCACCGGCUACUUCAACCUGACCCAGGCUUACAUGGACCUGGUCUUGGGCACGCGAGCCGAGUACCAGAUCCUGCUGGCCUCGCCAGAGGUGAACGGCUUCUUCGGGGCCAAGGGGGUGGCAGGUGCCAUCCCGGCCGCCUACGUGCACAUUGAGCGGCAGUUCUACGGUGAGGUGUGCAGCCUGGGGCAGCAGGAGCGGGUCCAGCUGCAGGAGUACUGGCGGAGGGGCUGGACGUUUCAUGCCAAAGGCCUCUGGCUGUACCUGGCAGGGAGCAGCCUGCCCUGUCUCACGUUGAUUGGCUCUCCUAAUUUUGGGUACAGGUCAGUUCACCGGGACCUGGAGGCCCAGAUCGCCAUUGUGACGGAGAGCCGGGCCCUGCAGCAGCAGCUUCACCAGGAGCAGGAGCAGCUCUACCUGAGGUCGGGCGUGGUGUCCUCUGCCACCUUUGAGCAGCCGAGCCGGCAGGUGAAGCUGUGGGUGAAGAUGGUGACUCCGCUGAUUAAGAACUUCUUCUGAGAACAGCAGACCAAGCUUCUGAAAUCCAGAGUGUCUCGUUCCCCUCGGCUGGGACUUGCUGCAUGUCACAUGUGGUGGCGGCUGACGCGCUGGGCAGCACAGCACACACACGAGUUUCUCUGAGGAUUGUGGCUCUUUAAGGGCAAGGUGGGCAUUUAUGUAACUCCCACAGUGCCCUGCCUGGAUGGCCGCUGUUUACCAAAUGCGGGCAAGUUGAAGUUAAUUGGAUAAGAACUUGCUGAUUUAUCAAGUGUCUGAUGUGCUCUCAUGAACUUUGACUUAAAACAUUAAUAUCGGGGCUUCCCAGGGGGGCUCUGGUUAAGAAUCCGCCUGCCAGUGCAGGGGACACAGCUUCCAGCCCUGGUCCGGGAAGAUCCCACAUGCCGCGGAGCAACUAAGCCCGUGCGCCACAACUACUGAGCCCGCGCUCUAGAGCCCGUGAGCCACAACUACUGAGCCCGCGCUCUAGAGCCUGCGAGCCACAACUACUGAGCCCGCGCUCUAGAGCCUGCGUGCCACAACUACUGAGCCCGCACUCUAGAGCCCACGAGCCACAACCACUGACCCUGCACUCUAGAGCCCGCGAGCCACAACUACUGGAGUCCGCAUGCCACAACUACUAGAGCCUGUGCGCCUAGAGCCCGUGCUCCACAGCAAGAGAAGCCACCACAAUGAGAAGCCCGCGUACCACAACAAAGAGUAGCCCCCGCUCGCCGCAACUAGAGAAAGCCUGCGCACAGCAAAGAAGACCCAACGCAACCAAAAAUAAAUAAAUCAACAAACCAUUAAUAUCCUCUUGAUCAUCAUCUUG